Molecule: messenger RNA, 477 nt
Organism: Vicia faba (fava bean)
Lineage: Eukaryota; Viridiplantae; Streptophyta; Magnoliopsida; Fabales; Fabaceae
Source: the annotation of a GenBank genome assembly
AUGGCUUCAAUUAGCAACCAACUUUGGUUGUUAUUUCUCUCAGUUGUGCUUCUUCCUAUUUUUGCAUUUGCUAUCCGUUCGACAAUAGAAAAUGGUGUACAACAAAUAAAUUUACAUCCCAAAACAACUGUGCGCAUUUACAAUCAACUAGGAGGUUAUGAUGUUGAUGUUCAUUGCAAAUCCAAAAAUGAUGAUUUAGGGAAUCAAGUGCUUCAUGAUAAUCAACAUUUUCAGUGGGAUUUCCAUCCUAAUAUUUGGGGUUCAACAUUAUUCUUUUGUCAUAUAUCAUGGACUAACGGUCAAGGAACAUAUGAUAUAUACAAACAAAAAAGGGAUUUUUCUAAAAGGUGUAAAAAAUAUUGUGACUGGUAUGUUACAAAAGAUGGAAUACAAGGGUUCAAACAAGUGUUGGAUAAUGAUGGGACACAACAUGACUCAGAGCAAGACACAUUUUUUAACUGGGAACCACGACCAUAG